Molecule: messenger RNA, 1296 nt
Organism: Aspergillus aculeatus ATCC 16872
Lineage: Eukaryota; Fungi; Ascomycota; Eurotiomycetes; Eurotiales; Aspergillaceae
Exons: 5
Coding region: 1-1296 (431 amino acids)
Molecular function (GO): zinc ion binding; oxidoreductase activity
Source: RefSeq, a predicted model, not a curated record
AUGGUGGAGCAGCCGGUAGCGAUUCUUAAAAAGCAAGGAGCAGACUUCACCUUUACAAUAACGACCGCAACUAUUCCAACCAUCCAAUCUCGAGAAAUCCUUGUUUGCCUGGAAGUGGCGGGCCAUGAGGGAAUCGGCAGAAUUGUGGCCGUAGGCGCCAUGUGUGAAGCCAAAGCGGCGGUGGUUGGCCAACGAGUUGGAAUUGGCUGGAUCCGCGAUGCCUGUGGCGCGUGUCCCAACUGCAUGAGCGCGGAGGCGGGCGAAACCAGAUGCACCACCCAGGUCUUCAGUGGCCGAGAUGUGGCCGGCACGCUGACCCGAUAUGCUGUCGUUCCGGAACGGUACCUGAUGCCUCUGCCUGAAGAGAAUCCCAGCGAGCUGUUGACCCCGAUCAUGUGCGCCGGGGUGACAGCUUACAAGGCCCUCAAGGUGGCCAACGUUACUCUCGGAUCGUGGAUCGGUGUGUCCGGAGCAGCAGGCGGCGUGGGCUCCCUGGCAGUGCAAUAUGCCAAGGCUAUGGGGUAUCGGACGGUGGCCAUUGACAGCGGGGGCGGCCCUCAACAAAGAGCCAUCUGUCUGGAGGCGGGGGUUGAUGUCUAUCUUGACUAUGAGGAGGCCAAGCCAGAUCUCCGAACCAAUCUCCUUCGCGCUACGGGAGGUGAUCUCAGUGCUGCUGUUCUUGUCUGUGCCGGGGCUGCCACCGCACUUUUCACCUACCUCUUCAACUUGGAUGUAGCGUACGCCAUUUUCAGGGGCCAGCCGCCGGGGCUCCUGCUGCAAGAGCUGAGAUUUGAACUCCCGAUCUCGAAUGUCUGCUUCCAGGCGCCGUCUGCCGAUGCCUGCUUUGUCACACUGCGUGCGUGGAAGCAGAAUACUGCGGGAGACCAUCACAGCCAGGACCUGUACUCAGUAGUGUGGGGAGUCUGCAAUCAAAGCCUCCACCCGUUUGAAAGCGAUACGCUCGAAUCUGAGAACGUUGAACAUGUUUACAAUAAUCUCCGGUCUCCAGCGCUGGAAAUGCACCUGGGCGUCCGCGGCGCGCUCUGCCGAGCCGUUGCACCCUGGGGAGGGAGUAGCCGGGUGAGCUUUACGCGCUAUGCCCCGGAGUAUUGGCUUUUAUCCAGCUUGGUCCUCAAUCGAUUGCAGAAGCUGAAGGGGGCGGACACAGGCGGCUGCCAGCGUCCAUCAUCCAGCCACGGCGACCAGGACGAUCUCGGUUACAGCCUUGAUCGCAGUUCUCCGCGACUGAAGACCCUUAGCACCGAGUUCCGGCAGCUGAGUUUCACUGGAGGUUAG